UUCCGGCGCGCGCCCGGGGCGGCGGCGCGCGGCAGGGGGCGGUUGGGGUGCGCGCCGGCCGGAGUGGACGCCGCCGCGGCCGCCAUGCAGCUGACGGUGAAGGCGCUCCAGGGCCGCGAGUGCAGCCUGCAGGUGUCGGAGGACGAGCUGGUGUCCACGCUGAAACAUCUGGUCUCCGAGAAGCUAAACGUCCCCGUGCGCCAGCAGCGGCUGCUGUUCAAGGGCAAGGCCCUAGCAGAUGGGAAAAGACUCUCCGAUUACAGCGUUGGGCCCAAUUCCAAGCUCAACCUAGUGGUCAAACCGCUGGAGAAGGUGUUGCUGGAAGAAAGCGCGGCCCGGAGACUGGCUGAGGCCCCGCCCCCGCCCCCAGCCGCCUGGCAGCUGGUCUCCAAGGUCUUGGGCCGCCACUUCAGCGCUGCAGAUGCCAGCAGAGUCCUGGAUCAACUGCAGAGGGAUUACGAGCGGUCCCUGAGCCGGCUGACCCUGGAUGACAUCGAGCGCUUGGCUAGCCGCUUCCUGCACCCCGAAGUGACUGAAGCUAUGGAGAAGGGGUUCUCCAAGUAGGAUUCUCGGAGUGUGGGGAGGAGCCUGGCCAGGCCACAAGCUGCAUGUAGCAUUAAAUGUGUUCUCAUGUUGCAAUUUGGCUCAUAACAGUAGCUGGCGGGUACCGGGUACCUGCACCUGGCUCUCGCGUCUGCUUCAUCCCAGGCCUCUGCCUCAGGAUCAGGAGAUGGUUGCCUACAGCUGCCACCACAUCCCUCGAUCACAGCCAGCAAGGAGCACCUUCGCGGCCUGUAGUGUAGCCUCUUCCUCAGAUGCCCCAGCAAAUAAACGCUGUCCUUUCAGACCGAA
This is a messenger RNA of Sus scrofa (pig), 852 nucleotides long. NCBI's taxonomy places the organism in Eukaryota, Metazoa, Chordata, Mammalia, Artiodactyla, Suidae. The record is from RefSeq and is a predicted model, not a curated record.